CGAUAGCGUUACUGAAGGCAUGGUUCGAUCCGCCCUUGAAACCUGCCUUCAAGAUAUGGAAUCCAACGACAGUAUAGUUAUGUAUGUUUUAUGCUCAAUUAUAGUUCUCUUGUUGGCAAACUUGGAGCUUCAGAUGUAUCUUCAGCCCUUAAUUCUAUUGUAAAGACCCUUAAUGAAACACAGGCAAAGAGCAUCUAUACCCUUUGUAUUUGGUGUCUAGCGAUGCAACGAGUAAGCAAGCGUAUUUUGGAUCCCCAUGUUCCUUUAAUCACAAAAGCUGCCAUAUCGGCCUUAAAUCCGCGGUUGAAAUCGGCCAAAGCUCAAAUGGAGGCGCUCACAGCUUUGGAUAUCAUAUUUACACAAGAUACAAGUAGAUGGGCUACGUGGGCGAGCUGUUGCUUCAUCACUAUUGUGCAGUGCUUGACUCAUUCAAUAUCUCCGUUGAGAAGGAAAGCAGCCGUCAUUUUGACAAAAAUGUUGCCGAAAAUCUGGGGUGAACCUACCAUAUUGAACUCUUCCAUUCAGGUCUUUUUGAGAGAUCAUGCAGUAAAAUUCACUGAGGAGAUGACGAGGCUUAUAGAGGAAGUUCCGGAAGACCAUGACAUUAUGCAAAUAUGGGCACUGAUGAUUAUGGUCAUGGGCACCAACUUGCAUCGAAGCCGAUAUCUGAAUGGCAUGAUUAGAGUUGCCGAGAAAAGUUUCCAAUGUCGGAGGAGCGAUUCAAAUAUCAACACUUUCAAGGCAUGGAGCUCCCUCAUCUACAAUUUUAAGUUGAACAACCAUAUCUUACACGAAAGUCGCUUGAAAUUAGUCAAACUUCCAUUGGAGGCAGGGUUGAAGGAGGAAAAGCAUGUAUCAGUGAGAAUUGCAGCCACGAGGACAUGGAUAUCGCUUGUCUACGCCUGCAACGAAGACUUCACUCAAGCUUUUGUGUUCAAUGCUGUUGUUCGAGAUUUUGUAUCACUGAUUUCCAAAGACAAAUCGCCGGUGGUGUUGGAUAUGCUCUUUAACACCCUUGCUGCUUUGAUGGGAGGACACAAUCGAAAAGUUAACCGGAUGUCGCUCGUCAAUGUGUUCUUCCGUGGAAUGGACCUCCAAGCAACUGAUGUACUACCUAUAUCACCCAAUCUCAUUCGCGACCAUCAACAAGUUAUUAUAGAGGCUCUGAAAGCUGGCGUUGGGCAUGCUGUUGUCAAACUGGACAACCGAUCUGAUUUGACAAUUAAGAAAUCAUAUAUGGAAACCUGGCAGGCUUUGAUACGCACUUACCGUACCUUCUACCAAAAGGAGAUCCGUCCAUCUAGCGCGUACAUUGAUGCCAUCCAUACAUGUUUGGAAUUCUUAGCAUAUGUUAUCCUAGGAGCAGACAACAGUCGAUCAGUAGGAUUCAAAGACAGGCUCUUUAUUUUCAAACAUCUUCUCAAGGCAAUGAUGGACAUAUUAUCCCCAGAUUUCCUUACACUUCGAUCUUUUGAGCUGUCUCUAAGCGAAGAGUUUUUUGAUAAUAAUGAUGUGGCCCAAUCUUUCAAGCGGACAAAGUUUGUGCCAAUAGUGUACUGUCUUUCUAUUUUUGUAGCUAGAAUAAGUUCUCAUCCACAAGAAGCUUACGAGGAAUAUGUUGAAACCAUUUGCGAGCUGUCCGGAGCUUGUCGGCAAUCUUCAGAAAGCUUUUUGGACUUUAUUACUCUGAUUGAGUCCGACUUUGUCCCCAUUUAUCCCACCACCUCUCCAGAACAAAACCUUCGUGAAGCACUGCUUUUGAAACUCAAAAUGGCAUCUUCUUGUAUUCGUCACGAGCUAGGAUCCCUGCACGGUGCCAAAUGUUCGCUGUCUGAAACGGAAGAAAUCAAACAGGCACUCGCGAGACUGCUGUGUUAUCCAUUAAGGCCCAUAUCCCAGCACUCAGAACUGUACAGUUACAUACUACUUUGUAAACAUAGCGAAAAAAUUAUGUGCAACUGGUUGGGUCUUUUCAACUCGAUUGCUAAUCUUAUGCCAAACUGCUUGACGGACAUUGCUCGACACCUGCGCACCAACAUUGAUCGAAUUCUGUAUACAGAUGACACCACUAAAAUUUCAUCCAGUGUCAUCUCUUGGCUUGAUUUCUGUAUGGGACAGCUCGCACAGAUAAGUCCUGAUCGAUCAAAUGGAUCUGUAGUGAAACCGGAUGUGCAACUCGACCCUGCCAAUAGGCCCAGUAUACUGUUGGCAAUGUUACCAGUGCAAGAGCAGGUUGCGAAGACCAUUCAAUUUGAGCUGGAUCCAUAUGAACGCCUUCCAGAGCUGGCAGCUGCACUGAAUCACUAUCUCUCUAAUGUACUGAAGUGCAUGUCGUUAACCAACAUUGAUGUCAAGACACGGGUGGCGGUGGCCAUACGGCAUUUAUCUUGCUUUCAAAAGGCUUUAUGCGAUAGUGAGACCACUGUACCCGAUGGAAUCAAACUAUACGUGAUUGAUUUCAUGUCGUCAAUCAUGGCCCUACUUGAGCAAUGGCCAGUUGAUGAUCAAACAGUAGAGAGUUGGGCUCAGUGCACAUCAAAUCUAAUCUGUUCCCAAGAUGCAGCUAUCUCCCGCCCCUUCAUAGAGAAGGUGAAGCAAAUCAAACGACAAAGGUCAUGCCAAGCUGUCCUUGAAAGCGCAUCAUUUGCCAGCAUUUUCGAAACCAUAACACAAGGGGAAAGGAAUAUCAAGAGUGGACAUUCAUCCCCCACGAGACAGAAUCGAAGACAUUCAAACACUUCAAGUCUAUCGUCGACUUCGUCACCAGAGAGUGGACCCAAACUUUCACAGUCAGAUGCCAGCAACACAUCGUCCGCCACAGACAAUUCUAGCAAUUCGGAACACAUGUUGGCUGGUACUACAUUGCAAAAUGUAGACUCCUUAAAUGCGUCCCAACAAGCAGAUCAAUUUCCUAGCACGACUAGCAUAUCACAGGAAAAGACCUUUUCAAACGCCAGUCUAGAACAGAUGGCUCUCGAUACGCCGCCCACACGAGCUGAUGUGGUGAUGAAUAUCCCACCUCACGGCGAUAAUGGUACUAGUCGUAUAAUGGAAAAUACAGAAAAUGGCAUCCCACCAGAUGUUGAUACAAUGAGCACGCUUGCUAGCAAUAUAAUGUCACCUCAACGCCAGAACGGUCGCUCAACUGACGAGCAAGUUACACGUACUAAAAGAACUCCCUCGAAGAAAACACUGGGCUCCAAGGACACCAAAACCUUACCUCGUGGUAACAUAGUCAACCGCUCUAGUGCCAAGGCAGCCACAACACCAAACAACAAGCGCACAUGGAAUAAUGUCAAUGAAGAUGUCGCUGUUGUGGACUUGACCGCUAGCCCCAAAAAGCGAACGAAAUCGGAUGAAGAUGAUAAGUCGGAUGAAUCAGCAGCAUGCUCUCCAAAGCCAAGCAAUGGUGCACAAGCAGAUAAUGCGUCUCAAGGUGCUCAAGUGCUGCCAGUCGCUUCGCUACUUGAAAAAGCACUUGAAGGCCGGUGCGAGUUAGAGCAAAUGAACGUCAGUGAUCUACUAUCAUGUCAGAGAGUCUUGAACCAACUUAAUACCAUGAUUACGGAAUCCUUGACAAAAUCCAUCCAGUAAAUACAUCCAGUAAAUACAUCCACCUUGUACAAAUAUACAAUAAAAAUACCCCCUGGCUGAAGGAAACUUAAAUACGCCUUAAAGAUCAGUCAAAAAUUGUUUUUACUUUAUUUCUAAA
This is a messenger RNA of Umbelopsis ramanniana AG, 3712 nucleotides long. RefSeq lists its product as uncharacterized. Gene Ontology annotation, cellular component: nucleus. The transcript has 20 exons. Gene Ontology annotation, biological process: telomere maintenance. The record is from RefSeq and is a predicted model, not a curated record. NCBI's taxonomy places the organism in Eukaryota, Fungi, Mucoromycota, Umbelopsidomycetes, Umbelopsidales, Umbelopsidaceae. The coding region runs from base 91 to 3594 and encodes 1167 amino acids.